CCUUUAAGAAAAACACCGCUGGUGCUUCACCUGAAACCUCCAGAGCACACCUACUGAAACCAGCAGGUCGGCACGGAACAAAACACAGCUUUAAACAGAGAAACAGACGACGACCAAGUCACCACUUAAGCUACAGCGUUAUAAGCAAAAGUGUCAUCUAUCCACUACCAGAGGGCGCCACAACUAUAAAUGAAUGCGAUGGAGGAAGAGGAGAUGGUGAGUUCGGCCAGACUGGAGCCCAGUACUCUACAGUGGACAGAUAAAGAUGCUCAAAUGAUGAAGAGGCGGAGCCCAGACAGCUCAUCCCUUAAUGGAGGACAAAGUCAAACGGAGAGCGAACUGGCGCUGGGGAGGAAGAUUGAGGAACACGAGAGAGAGGAAGCAGCUCAGCUGCUCAGUCCCGAGGUGACAGUUCUUCGCUGCACUCCCAUGGGCAGCAAAGACUUCUGGGAUACAGACACGGAAAAAGUCCCCUUUCUGGGAACUCAUGUCCCCCCAGCUGAAGACUUCUACCCCGACUGGUAUCCUGAGCAGCAGCCCUCAAAAUGUGGCGGUUGCUGUGGAAACAGAGACGCUCUGAAGGCGGGCGUGUCGCUGUUCACGGCGGCCCUCCUAUUCCCCUUCUUGGUGUGGGGGGGCUUUGUGUUCCUGCCCUUCGACGCGCCCAUGCUGGAGAGCGCCCCCAUGAGGCUGGUCUUCACGCUGCGCUGCUCCGUCUUCGCCACGGUGCCCAUCAUCCUCGGCUGGCUGGUCCUCGGAGCGAGUCGCCUGAGGACGGGCGACGUAAGGGAAGACGGAGGCUGUGAGGAGAGCCCGCUGGUCAGGGUCCACCGCCGCUUCCUGGCCGACUCGGCGUCCCUCUUCCUGCUGUACAUGGUGCAGCUGGUCGUCAUGGCGAUGUACCUCUCCCAGGAGCAGCUGAAGCUGGUGCCGCUGCUGACCAUAGUGUUUGCUUUGGGGAGGUUGGUGUACUGGAUAGCGGCCUCACUGGGCAGCAGUGUUCGGGGGUUUGGCUUUGGUCUGUCCUUCCUACCCAGCCUCACCAUGUUGGUAGCAAACCUCUACUUCAUCUUCACAAUGGAGGCUGCAGGGUCCCUCUUCGCCCAAGAGGUGGAGACCCACCAGGACCCACCCCCGACUAAACAGAGGUUCUGGGGAUAGGGUUCGACCCGAACCUGUUGGAAAGCUGCCUAUUGGGGCCUAUUUACAUUACAAAGGACAAAACCUUUGACAGACACAUCGAGACUCAAACUGGUAAUGGUGGAGCUUCUGUAGAGAAUCUUUCAAAGGUUUUUGUUUACCGUGACAGUUCCGGGGCCUUAUUAAUAUAUAUUUUAACUUUUAUUAUAUUUUAGAUAGUUUAACAGACAGUUAUGUUUGAAGAAAUCCAUUUUUUAUAUUCAUAGGAACUUCCUAUAUUCAUAGGAAAAAAUAAAUAAAUACAUGAGAACACGUCAUUGCCCAUGUCUAAUCUAAGAGCAGGUAAAUCUUGUUCAUCGGAGGACUGAAAUCCACCUGGGCUCGCUAUUGUUCUUUAGGCCUUCAUGGCCUUUAUACUCUGCCAACGGUGCGACCAGUGACGUCCCAAACCUUGAUGAUCCCUCCCAACCUGAUGUUGGAUCUGUUUGGUAGCUGCAGUUUACAAAGCUCUUAUUAAACUGUCCAGACAUGUUUUAUAAAUAAAGUAUUUUAGUUUAAUGUAAAAACAUUUUACAAAAUGAA
Gadus morhua (Atlantic cod) is the source of this 1722-nucleotide messenger RNA. RefSeq names its product transmembrane protein 79b (gene tmem79b). The transcript is spliced from 5 exons. Bases 190 to 1161 code for a protein of 323 amino acids. The record is from RefSeq and is a predicted model, not a curated record. Lineage: Eukaryota; Metazoa; Chordata; Actinopteri; Gadiformes; Gadidae. Gene Ontology annotation, cellular component: lysosomal membrane; trans-Golgi network membrane. Gene Ontology annotation, biological process: regulated exocytosis.